Fonsecaea multimorphosa CBS 102226 is the source of this 498-nucleotide messenger RNA. RefSeq lists its product as uncharacterized. Lineage: Eukaryota; Fungi; Ascomycota; Eurotiomycetes; Chaetothyriales; Herpotrichiellaceae. The record is from RefSeq and is a predicted model, not a curated record. The coding region runs from base 1 to 498 and encodes 165 amino acids. The transcript has a single exon.
AUGACGCAGCACGGCAUAGUCCAGUUUGACGACAUCAGGACCGAUUCUCCGUCGGACCUUGAUGCUGUUGUACCUCAAAUGGCACGAAUUGAGAGCUGGCGCAAUCCUCAUUUGGCUGUCGUGGGCAAUAUCAAACAAUUCGUGACGACCGAACAGAUGGUUCAGAUGAUGGAGCAAGUCUCAGGAAGCCCGCUUAAGGAUCCGCUGCAAGCAUUCCGACAAGCGUCUCUUGUUUGUGGACGCGGCCAGGUCAUCCAUGGUGGGCCUCUGCAGAAUCAGGCUAUCUGGCCUAGCCACAGCUCCCGAUAUGGGCUUCUCUCCAGUUGGAAUGCAUUGCUCAUGCUUUUCAAGAAAGCCUUUGGGAGGGCACAACGAGUCACAAUUUCGGGCAAAACUUCGACCAAAUGGAGUGCGAUGCACGGAGAUGCUAGGCAGCAGCAGAAGGGCAGAAAUUUAACAAGUUCACCUGAGGCGAAGCUGAAAAAUAUGUUUAAUUGA